AUGGCUUUUAACAGCACAAGGCCAAGCACAGGAAACCUGUCCCCUCUCCCCUUCCCAGGCAGUCUGCUGGAGAUAGCCUUCCCAUUGACCCUUUUAGUACUCUGUGCAAAAAACUUGGUGAAAAAGGAUUUUUUCAGACUUCCUGAUCCAUUUGCUAAAGUGGUGGUUGAUGGAUCCGGACAAUGCCAUUCUACAGAUACUGUGAAGAAUACCCUUGAUCCAAAGUGGAAUCAGCAUUAUGACCUGUAUAUUGGAAAGUCCGACUCUGUAACAAUCAGUGUAUGGAAUCAUAAGAAGAUCCAUAAAAAACAAGGUGCUGGAUUUCUUGGUUGUGUUCGACUUCUUUCCAAUGCCAUCAACCGCCUUAAAGACACUGGUUAUCAGCGGUUGGAUCUAUGCAAACUUGGGCCAAAUGACAAUGAAACAGUUAGAGGGCAGAUUGUGGUAAGCCUCCAAUCGAGAGACCGAAUAGGCACAGGAGGUCAAGUUGUGGACUGCAGUCGUUUAUUCGAUAAUGAUUUGCCAGAUGGCUGGGAGGAACGGAGAACUGCCUCUGGAAGGAUACAAUAUUUAAAUCAUAUUACACGAACUACUCAGUGGGAACGGCCAACUCGGCCAGCAUGUGAAUAUUCCAGUCCUGGCAGGCCUCUUAGCUGCUUUGUGGAUGAGAACACUCCAAUUACUGUAACAAAUGGUGCAACAUGUGGACAGUCAUCAGAUCCUAGACUUGCAGAAAGGAAAGUCAGAUCACAAAGACACAGAAAUUACAUGAGCAGGACACAUUUACAUACUCCACCUGACCUACCUGAAGGCUAUGAACAGAGAACAACACAGCAAGGUCAAGUCUAUUUUCUACAUACACAGACUGGUGUGAGCACAUGGCAUGAUCCAAGAGUACCCAGAGAUCUUAGCAACAUCAAUUGUGAAGAGCUUGGUCCACUGCCUCCUGGAUGGGAAAUUAGAAAUACAGCAACAGGCAGAGUUUAUUUUGUUGACCAUAACAACAGAACAACACAGUUUACAGAUCCUCGGCUAUCAGCUAACUUGCAUUUAGUUUUAAACCGUCAGAACCAGUUGAAAGGACAACAGCAGCAGGUGGUACCCUUGUACUCAGAUGAGGCAGAAGGUCUGACAGUUCCAAGGUAUAAGCGAGACCUGGUUCAAAAGCUAAAAAUUUUGAGGCAGGAACUUUCUCAGCAGCAGCCUCAAGCUGGCCACUGUCGCAUUGAAGUCUCCAGAGAGGAAAUUUUUGAGGAAUCAUACAGACAAGUCAUGAAAAUGAGACCAAAAGACCUGUGGAAACGAUUAAUGAUCAAAUUUCGUGGAGAAGAAGGCCUUGAUUAUGGAGGGGUUGCAAGGGAAUGGCUUUAUCUCUUGUCUCAUGAAAUGCUGAAUCCAUAUUAUGGCCUCUUCCAGUACUCAAGAGAUGACAUCUAUACAUUGCAAAUCAAUCCAGAUUCUGCAGUUAACCCGGAGCAUUUAUCAUAUUUCCACUUUGUUGGGCGGAUCAUGGGGAUGGCUGUAUUUCAUGGACAUUACAUUGAUGGUGGUUUCACAUUGCCUUUUUAUAAACAAUUGCUUGGAAAGUCAAUUAAUUUGGAUGACAUGGAGUUGGUUGAUCCAGAUCUUCACAACAGCUUAGUCUGGAUACUUGAGAAUGAUAUUACAGGUGUAUUGGAUCAUACUUUUUGUGUUGAACACAACGCUUACGGUGAAAUUAUUCAACAUGAACUUAAACCAAAUGGUAAAAGCAUCUCAGUUACAGAGGAUAAUAAAAAAGAAUAUGUCAGGCUUUAUGUAAACUGGAGAUUUUUACGAGGAAUUGAAGCUCAGUUUCUGGCUCUGCAGAAGGGAUUCAAUGAAGUAAUCCCACAACAUCUAUUGAAGACAUUUGAUGAGAAAGAACUAGAGCUCAUCAUCUGUGGGCUGGGGAAGAUUGAUGUUAGUGACUGGAAAGUAAACACGCGGUUGAAACACUGUACCCCAGACAGUAAUAUCGUGAAAUGGUUCUGGAAAGCUGUGGAAUUUUUUGAUGAAGAAAGGAGAGCACGAUUACUUCAGUUUGUGACAGGAUCUUCCAGAGUGCCUUUGCAGGGAUUUAAAGCUUUACAAGGUGCUGCAGGUCCAAGACUAUUUACAAUACACCAGAUUGAUGCUAGUACUAACAAUCUGCCAAAAGCUCACACAUGCUUCAAUCGAAUAGACAUUCCACCUUAUGAAAGCUAUGAGAAGCUUUAUGAGAAGCUGCUAACAGCCAUUGAAGAAACAUGUGGAUUUGCUGUGGAAUAAUGAACUUUGCCAACUUCUUGAAACUCCAUUUAUGUAUGUUUGAUUGAUAGCUCCCCCUCCAGCCAACAUUCAAGAAAUGCUUGAAGUUCAGGCACUCUUUUUCCCUUUUCUACUCUAGGACACCUUAAGGGAGAAGGGUAGUUUUGGAAUUUCCUUUCUGAGAAAAAAAAAAUGGUCUUUGUCAUGAGGCCACUCCGCUGCUAUUUAAAACUAUUAUCUUGAACCUACAGAAUGCUGACUUUUCUAUGUUUUCAAAGUCUGGCAGUAUUUUACUCUUAAAAGACUACUAUUAUUUUUAUAAAAGGUAAUCUAUUUUGUUUACCUAUAAGAAUUUGCCUUUCUAAAACAUCAAGACACAAGUUCAGCAGUUGGUACAAGUCACAUUUCAGCUUCUCUGAACACAUACCAAACAGCUACUAUAAUACUCUUUUUAAAAAGAAAAAUAAAGUUAUUUUUGGAUUACUCUAAUUUUGGAUAA
This is a messenger RNA of Gracilinanus agilis (Agile Gracile Mouse Opossum), 2767 nucleotides long. It is a transcript of the gene SMURF2, whose product is annotated as SMAD specific E3 ubiquitin protein ligase 2. The coding region runs from base 1 to 2289 and encodes 762 amino acids. Gene Ontology annotation, biological process: negative regulation of BMP signaling pathway; ubiquitin-dependent protein catabolic process. The record is from RefSeq and is a predicted model, not a curated record. Gene Ontology annotation, molecular function: ubiquitin protein ligase activity; protein binding. The transcript is spliced from 19 exons. NCBI's taxonomy places the organism in Eukaryota, Metazoa, Chordata, Mammalia, Didelphimorphia, Didelphidae.